AUGUUUAAAAAAAUAAACACAUUUCCAUUAAUUGGGAAAAUUUAUAAGAAUCAUAGUAAGGGUAAAUUUUCAUCUCUACGAUUACCGAAUAUUAGUUUGGACAUUAAUAGAAUUUUGGGUUUUAAAAAUGCUAUAAAUACUAUAUACGAAAAUGUAAAUAACUCGUUUAAUAAUGAAACAUGUUUUUUAGCCUUCAAUAAUUGCACAAUUUAUAAUAAAAAGGCUACAAACUGCAACAUAAGAAGUAGGAGUAAUAUGGAAAAUGGGAACAGCAGCAAAAUUUACAGGUACAGAAUAAUUAGCCCUGCUAAUUGGAGCACAUGUAACAGUGCUGUAACACAUAAUGGAAAUAUCGCUACCAAUUCGGUAAACAAUAAAAGUAAAAAAAUUUUGUUAUUUAGCUGGUUAAAAACUAUUAGGAAGAAGCAGUAUUAUAAUAUUAUAGGAAAAAUUGGUAUUAAAAAAAGGAACGCGGGUAUGUAUUGGAGUUUUUAUGUCAACAAAAGAAAAAAAAUUAGAAAGAAUAGAAAAACGAUUUAA
Plasmodium malariae is the source of this 540-nucleotide messenger RNA. Its product is annotated as conserved Plasmodium protein, unknown function. The coding region runs from base 1 to 540 and encodes 179 amino acids. The record is from RefSeq and is a predicted model, not a curated record. The transcript has a single exon. NCBI's taxonomy places the organism in Eukaryota, Apicomplexa, Aconoidasida, Haemosporida, Plasmodiidae.